AUGUCGGCGCGGGAGUUGCGAGCCAAGGUAAAGUCGGUGGAGGCAGAGGAGCCGACGGAGGACGAGUCGUCUUGGAGUUCUGAAGAAGAUGAGGGAGACGUAGUGGACGUGGCUCAGGAUGAGACGCUUGCACGAGUGUUGUUGGCGGUUCGAAGAGGUGACGAGGAGGAGGCGAAGACGUUGAUGCGUAGUGUCCAAACACAUUUGCCGCGAAAGCCGAAAAAGGAGAAGUCUAAGACCUUGCGCGACGUGCAGGCGGAAGAGGUGGCGCAGUUAGCAGGUCUAAAGCGGAGUAGACCCGCCGGCCCGGUGGUCGAGGUGUCGGGUGGUGGUUCGAAAGAGGCUGUGGUGUCUGCUUUGAAUGCCUUGAGUGAGGAUGAAAGCGAAGACGAAGGAGGUCUUCGGGUCGUCUGUGAAGAUGAGGGGAUUGAAAAGGAGCGCGUGAAGAAACCUCGUUUGGCCCCACAUGGUUUGGCCCAUGGUUUGGCCUCACAUGGUUUGGCUUCCGCGUUGGAAGAUAGUAACGCGCCGGAAGACCAAUUCUUGAAGAAGUACUUCGGCCAGCAAUUGUGGCAGGACAAGAACGACAAGGCUGUGGUGGUGGAGGACCUCUUUGCCGACGAGAGCCUUGAGGAUGUGGAACGUGCAGAUGAGUUUGAGCAUCGCUAUAACAUGCGUCACGAAAAGGCCGGGCAGACACACGAGCGUAUGCAGGACGCAUUCGCCGAAGUCAAGCUGAGUAAAAGAGCCGAAGCUCGGAAGGCGAAACUAGAACUUAAAAGGCAGAAGACGCAGCAACGUAAGGACGAAUUAAUCAACGACAUGCUCGGCGGAGGCGAAGGUAUCGCGCUCGUUGGCACCGACCACUGCAUGACUGGAAUGGAGGACGCGCAAAACAACACAAUGUUGGGGCCAAAUGGUAGGGACCGGAUGAUAGAUAUGGACACGAUAGAAAAUGAUCAGGAGGAUGAUGAAGGUAUUUUUGAAUGGUUCUUGUGUGAUUCUUGUAACACCCCGAUCAAGCCCACCAAGAAGAUGUUUCGUUGCAGACAAUGUGAAGACUUCUCUCUUUGUGCGUCGUGCCAGAAAAUACUUAAACAUGAACACAGUCUAUAUAAAACAAAAUGCCCGGCGGACGCACAACCACCUGAUGAUUGGCGAGCAGUUGUCGCCCAACAAAGCAUGGAACGGGCGGUGGAGCAAAAGUCAAUAUCCAAGGGCGAGUUUCUGGCGACCAAAAUAUUGCAAGAAAUCUCAUUCUUGCCGGAUGCUAACUAUAAGUAUGUUGCCUGUGAUCCUAAACAAGAGAAGUACUCUAUGGAGUCAUUGAUUAAUGAAAUGACCGAAGUGAAGAAGGACUCCGAGAGAGAGAAACAUGAGCAAUCAUCAAAGAGGAAGUCGUCAAUCAAGCUGAAAGUUCUCAAAACCGACAGCAAUAACAAGAGUAAGGAUAGGAGCAAGGGGAAGAGUAAGGAUAGGAGCAAGGGGAAGAGUAAGGAUAGGAACAAGGAGAAGAAGGCUGAUGCUGCCUCUUCCAUGGCCGACGCUGGGAUUGAAGCCAGCACGACGUCCGAGCCCGAGGUCUAG
Gregarina niphandrodes is the source of this 1587-nucleotide messenger RNA. RefSeq lists its product as hypothetical. Gene Ontology annotation, biological process: endonucleolytic cleavage in ITS1 to separate SSU-rRNA from 5.8S rRNA and LSU-rRNA from tricistronic rRNA transcript (SSU-rRNA, 5.8S rRNA, LSU-rRNA). The transcript has a single exon. The record is from RefSeq and is a predicted model, not a curated record. NCBI's taxonomy places the organism in Eukaryota, Apicomplexa, Conoidasida, Eugregarinorida, Gregarinidae. Gene Ontology annotation, molecular function: zinc ion binding. Gene Ontology annotation, cellular component: nucleolus; 90S preribosome. The coding region runs from base 1 to 1587 and encodes 528 amino acids.